AUGGUGAAGAACAGCUUUGAUGCGUAUUGGGAAGCCAGCCAGGAGGGGCGGGAUGAAAUCGUUCGAGGGAUUGUGAAUCAAUUUCCGCCCGAUGUUACGAUAAGAACGAGGAAGUUCCUCAAGGCGAAGAAAGACGGAAUAGACAACGAAGAACAAGAGACAAGCGAAGGAUUUCCUUGCGCUGAAGAUAUUAUUUUCUGGUAUAAAAAUGGCAGUUAUCCCAAGACUCGCGGUACCCUGAAGUUCGAAGAAACCAUUUUGUUGACCCUUUCGGCGCUUCAAAAUACAGGAAGGGAAAAUCUACUUUAA
Cylindrotheca closterium is the source of this 309-nucleotide messenger RNA. NCBI's taxonomy places the organism in Eukaryota, Bacillariophyta, Bacillariophyceae, Bacillariales, Bacillariaceae. The record is from the annotation of a GenBank genome assembly.